AUGUGUCACCUGUGGGCCAAGAGGACUAUGGCCUGCGGGCACGUACAAGAAGGUCGGAAGUUUCAAGCCUGCGAAACAUUCAAUGCUGUAGCUAUCUGCUAUGAGAUUUACGUCCACGGCGCCAACGAAGCUGGCCCCUACUGUCUCGGCGAUCCUGAUUGCCUUGACUGCAAUCUCUACGUUACCAGCCUCGAUGCCAUGGACGAUCUAUACCAUCAAGCCGUUGCUACUGUUACGGAUGAUCAACAUCACGCCGGUAUUGAGAACGCACGAGUAUACAUCCUAUCACUCGACUAUCUAGAUUGGACAGACACCUUUCUCGUUCAUCAGAAUCUCAUGAAGCAGUAUAUCGACGAUGGAAGUGUCAUGGACGUGGAGGCCGCCAUCAGACAGUUAGGUUACUCCGAGCCAUCAAUGCCCAAUCCUUUUCAGCACGGAGACAGAGUGAUAAUGACGCAGGAGGAGAAGGAGAGAUUGGAGGUUGGAGAGAACUGGGACGAACUUUCAAUUUCAUCCUCUGAUUCGGACAUGGACGAGAAUUCCCAAGACAACAACAAGCUUCCCUCCGAUUCAGCCAAGGAUAAUGAAAAGGACGCGGCAGACGGCUGUGAAUCUCCUGACGAUUACGGGUUUUGGGAGGAAAUGGAGAUUGCCAAUGACACCGAAUCUGUUCUCGAUCGUCUCGAAGAGGAGAUGGAUCUGUGGUGA
This is a messenger RNA of Annulohypoxylon truncatum, 708 nucleotides long. RefSeq lists its product as uncharacterized. The transcript is spliced from 2 exons. NCBI's taxonomy places the organism in Eukaryota, Fungi, Ascomycota, Sordariomycetes, Xylariales, Hypoxylaceae. The record is from RefSeq and is a predicted model, not a curated record. The coding region runs from base 1 to 708 and encodes 235 amino acids.